UCCGGUGAACGGUGAGGACCAGCAAUUCGUGCUCUUCCGAAAUUCACCAUAUCAGUCAACAUUUCCCUGGUUGACCGGUAGCAACUCUUGCACCAUGACCGCAUGCAAACUCUAGGAAUCGCUAUUAAUAAGGCACCUUACGACCUACAGAUCUGGUAGUAGACAUGGGUCUCUUUCUCGCUGUAAAACCAACUAUACACAACACAAAUUCCAUCGCUGCACCUACUCCCACACAAAACUCUAAAUCAUGCGUCUCUCCCGCAUCCUAUCCACAUAAUCCUCCCUCACUUUGUGCCUUACCCAAACAAUCCAAAACCCUACAAACCUCCAAGCCCCAGCCCUUGUUAUAGACCCCCAAACAAACACCACGGUAAGUCAAUGCUGGAAACUUGUCGCGCCAUUCAAACGCUCCUCCACCCCAGCACAACCAACACACUUGUGGCCACCAUAUCGAAUAGCAAAAACCUCCCUUACACCAUUCUAACACAUCCUUACGAUGACGGUCUACACCAUGCGCCUGUACCGCAGCCCGCGCACUUUCUUUCCGGAGUAGCUCACGUGACGUCGCCACAGGACGAGAAGGUGGAUUUGUGGAUUUUAGGAGAGAAGGCGGGUUUGUUGUUUGCUGUUGAUACGGUGGGGAUCGGUCAUGCUACGCACUAUCCGUCAGAUCUGGAAACAAUUGCUAUUGUAGCGCCCUUUGUGGAGGGGAGUUUCGCGGAACAUGAUGUUGUUGCGAGUGAGGGGCCGUGUUCAGCAAUGUAGACAUUCGUGUAGUCGGGAUUGAGACUUCUGAGGUAAAACGGAGUUGGGCGUAGAGAUACGCGCCGCCAAAGUUACAUAGGGGGGAGUCAAUGACAAUGGCUAUGCCUAGGAACGACGGUAGUAGGAACCCCGGGGUAUCGCCCUAGCCACUGUGGAUCUAGAUGUCUGGCACAUUCCAAAGUCUAUCAAGGCUGAGCGAACUGUCCUUUGGAUUUAACAACUCAAUAAAAUUUUCCUUCACCAAGUGCGACCGAAGAGUCGAAAUUGGUCCAUGUGCAAAGGACUUGUAGUGAAUAUGCUGCAUAAUGACGAUAACAUCAUAUAGUAACGCUAAAAAGUCAUUGCCCCAACAGAGCAAUUCGGGGAGGAAAACCUACCGUGUUACAUGGAGCGCGUUGAGAUACUGUAAGAUGUACAGAUAGAAACGGCACUGCGCCAAGGGGCACAAUACAAGCCGUCUGCCGAGGAAAUCGAGGUCAAGCGUAAAAGAG
Cucurbitaria berberidis CBS 394.84 is the source of this 1256-nucleotide messenger RNA. RefSeq lists its product as uncharacterized. The record is from RefSeq and is a predicted model, not a curated record. Bases 379 to 765 code for a protein of 128 amino acids. Lineage: Eukaryota; Fungi; Ascomycota; Dothideomycetes; Pleosporales; Cucurbitariaceae. The transcript has a single exon.